CAUACUUUUUGAUUGGCGCUCUUUUACUUCGUGCUUCCUUCAUUCGCUCCGCUCUUUCAAUUUUACAGAAAAUGGCUACCGAAGAAUUGGUGACUGAGCAGUUUCAAUUUUUAGGUAUAGAAGUCUCUAAAGAAGUUUUAAGUAAAUGUGUAAGCUUAUGCGCUGAGCACGAUGUAGAUGCUGAAACAUUUAUCGAGCAAUGGAUGGCAUUCAGUUUGACGGCAUUAAACGGAGCCGGGCCGAGUGUAGAGAACUUAAAUUUGCUUGAGAAAAGAGAAUUUUCCAAACGGUCGGCGAGUCGAAACGCUCCCGCUGUUGAUUCACUGAGUACCGGCACAAGUUUAACAGUUUACGGCGCACCCGCAUCCGUUCAGCCAGAAAAUGAAGUUCUCUCAAAUUACAUGACGGACACUCCAAAGAGGGUAAAGAUAGAACAGACGGAACAAGUGUCACUUCAGAAUGAACUACAGCCUGUCACGUAUUCGCCAAACGUAGACCGCUCAGGUAAAUACAGUUCUCGCACCAAUCAGGGUUCCGUACUUCAUUCAUACGGCGAUGAGAAACUCCUGGCUGCUAUAUCCAAUCCCACUUCUGCAAAUGAUUUGCUGGAGUUGAAUAUAUCACAAGUUCGUAACGAAGACGGCGAUCUAUAUACUAAAGCAAUGUUCGGUUUUGAAUUGCUGCAUGAGAAAGCGAGUACCUUUGACAACCACAUUCGCUAUAUAUCCCAGUGUAUAAUGAAAAAAAAUGGUUUUACGGAAUCUUCUUCGGUGAGGCACAAAACUCAGACAGAAGUCUUCGUAGCGGGUCGAAUAGAAUGCGAUGCAGAUGCUAGGCUCAACUCCAAAAGUGUCGUCCUUCAGGGAACAUGGGACGAGUCUCUCAGUUUAGUGGUUCCCGUUGAUUUGGAUAGUGUCGGGCAAUACUCUCUGUUCCCCGGUCAAGUGGUGGUGAUGAGAGGAGUGAACCCCCGAGGGGACAAGUUCGUGGCGCAACAAGUGUACAGCGACGCCGCCAAACCCACACCUGACCCCAGGGCAGAUAUGAUGAACUCGCUGAAAGGUACACUAUCAAUGGUAGUAGCGACCGGACCGUACACAACUUCAAACAACAUGGCCUACGAGCCUCUAAAGGACCUCAUCACAUACGUGGGCACCCACAAGCCACACCUGCUCCUCAUGGCGGGGCCCUUCAUGGACAGCGACCACACCAAAGUAAAGGACAACUCCAUGGCGGAGACAUACAGAUCAUUCUUUGAAAAAUUGAUGGACAACUUGGGAGAGUUAGCUACGGCAAGCCCAUUCACAAAAAUAUACAUAGUGUCCAGUCAAAAGGACGCGUUCCACACCAACAUAUACCCAACGCCGACGUACAGCACUCGCAAGAAGCACCCCAACAUACAUUUCCUGCCGGACCCCAGCACUUUGAACAUCAACGGAGUGCUUGUUGGCAUCACCAGCACAGAUGUUCUAAUGCAUAUCAGUCAAGAGGAGAUUUCACUCGGCAUGGGGGGUGACAAGUUGGCUCGGCUCGCGGGCCACGUGCUCUCGCAGCAGUGCUACUACCCGCUGUGGCCCACCACGCAACUUCCGGUGGACGCGACGCUGUGGGCUGCGCACGCGCAGGUGCCCGCCACACCGCACAUCAUGAUACUGCCCUCAAACUUCAGAUACUUUGUUAAGGAAGUGAACGGCUGUGUGGUGGUGAAUCCAGAACAUUUGACGAAGGGCGCCGGCGGUGGAACAUUCGCUCGGAUUCUGGUAGCUCCCGACUCAAACAAACAUAUAAAUAUCGGCGCCCAAAUUGUACGCAUCUGAACAAAAGUGAAUGACGAAAUUUUUUAUUAAAAGAAGCUUUAAUUAAAUACGUUCAAAAACA
This is a messenger RNA of Pararge aegeria (speckled wood butterfly), 1878 nucleotides long. It is a transcript of the gene DNApol-alpha73, whose product is annotated as DNA polymerase alpha subunit B. Gene Ontology annotation, cellular component: alpha DNA polymerase:primase complex. Gene Ontology annotation, molecular function: DNA binding. NCBI's taxonomy places the organism in Eukaryota, Metazoa, Arthropoda, Insecta, Lepidoptera, Nymphalidae. The transcript has 12 exons. The record is from RefSeq and is a predicted model, not a curated record. The coding region runs from base 72 to 1817 and encodes 581 amino acids. Gene Ontology annotation, biological process: DNA replication; DNA replication initiation.